Messenger RNA from Fraxinus pennsylvanica, 1017 nucleotides. Lineage: Eukaryota; Viridiplantae; Streptophyta; Magnoliopsida; Lamiales; Oleaceae. The record is from the annotation of a GenBank genome assembly.
AUGGAGGAAAAGAAAACAAGAAUGAGGGAAUUGACUGAGGAUGAUAUGGUGGGCGUUAAGUCGAACGGUAAUCGGUUCAUGAUCGAUUUUCUGAAGAAUGUUACAAAACGAGCUGCAGAAAUAUUUGAUAACGAAGUAUUAUUGUCCGGUGAAUGUUACACCAAGAAGGAAAAUAGAGAUGAAAAACCCAGUUCUUCUAAGAGUAUAAUGUUUUCACACAAGGAAAAGGGAGAAAAGGAUGAGAAGGAGAAGAAAAUCCGUCCUUGUAAGUGUAAAUAUGGGUUUUCAUUCGAGGAAGAACUACCGUGGGAUGAAUUUCAGUUCAAGAAACCUAUGAAUAGUAAAGAAGAGAGAUGGAGGAAGAAUAAGAAAUUGAAAAGCAUUGCACCAGAGGAAAUUGUUUAUAGUUUGGAAGAAGAUUUCGCUAGAAGGAAUAAUCUCAAAAACAGUACAGUUAACAUCCCAGAAACUUCUGGGGUGAAAAAGAGAAAAAAUAAUACGUCCAAGACUCGUAGCAAUGGAGAAGAAGAAGUUCGGAUUGUGAAGAAAGGAACUAUGAUCGGACCUGAUCCUCCCCCUCCACUACCUGAAGAAUUCAAGAAUGCAAUUCAAGAACUGGCCAAUGGAAGAAAUAUAUCACAGGAGAUAUUGGUGGUACAGAAGGGACUCUAUAAAUCUGAUACAGAACCGCAACAAAGCCGGCUUUCUAUUCCUCUAAAUUCAGUUAUAGGAGAGUUUCUCAAGGAUGAAGAGAAAGCUCAUCUUUUGAAACGUCUCAAUGGCAAGCUGGAGCACAUAUCUGUACCAAUUAUUGAUCCCUUGCUAAUAAGGGACACGGUAGAUUUGAGGAGAUGGUCGAUGAAGAAAAGCAAUGGGAAGGAGAGCGUAUCCUACAUGCUCACUGGAAGUUGGAUAGAAAUGCGGAAGAGGAAUGACUUGAAAGUUGGGAACGUGGUGCAACUGUGGUCUGUCCGAAUCGAAGAAGAACUGGUGUUCUGUCUGGUGAGGUUACCUUGA